Molecule: messenger RNA, 2939 nt
Organism: Arachis stenosperma
Lineage: Eukaryota; Viridiplantae; Streptophyta; Magnoliopsida; Fabales; Fabaceae
Product: amine oxidase [copper-containing] zeta, peroxisomal-like
Exons: 12
Coding region: 294-2603 (769 amino acids)
Biological process (GO): amine metabolic process
Molecular function (GO): quinone binding; copper ion binding; primary methylamine oxidase activity
Source: RefSeq, a predicted model, not a curated record
AAAUAUAAUAAUGACUUAAAGCAAUCAUGCUGAAUAUUAAUGAGUUGAAAAGUAAAAAGAGUGUUGUCCCUCUGUCUACGGAUCCACGCUCACUCUAUUAUUAUCAAUAACGCACCCAUUCUUCUUCUUCUUCUUCUUCUUCUGUGAUUGUGCGAGAGAGUGAUUUGUGCUAUCAGAGUGUGAGUCUGAGAGUGAAAGAGAGAGAAGCAUUGCUGUAUGUCAGUGGGGUACCACAGUGAGAUAUACUACUGCUGCGGUGGAUACGCUGAGGCUGAGCUUGCUAACCCUCUCCAAUGGCCUCAGCUCCGGAAAAAGCGACGCCCCUCCUUAACACCACCACCAACAACACCGCUACUGCAGCUCCUUCGCCUUCAUGGCCCGACUCCACUUUGGAUUCGACCCGAAACAGAUCCACCAUAGCCCCUGCCUUGAUCUCCGCCGUUGAUUCCUUCUCUGAUCCUCCUCCCAGCUCCGCUCCUUCUACUAAAGGUAUCACAGUCAUGACCAGAGCUCAAACUUGCCACCCUUUGGAUCCAUUAUCUGCUGCUGAAAUUGCAGUAGCUGUGGGAACUGUUCGGGCGGCGGGGGCAACCCCUGAGGUAAGGGACAGCAUGCGCUUUGUCGAAGUAGUCUUGCUGGAACCGGAUAAACAAGUUGUCGCAUUAGCGGAUGCGUACUUCUUCCCUCCUUUCCAGCCUUCAUUGCUCCCCAGGACUAAAGGCGGGCCUGUGAUUCCUACAAAACUUCCCCCAAGAAAAGCAAGACUAGUUGUGUACAACAAACGGUCAAAUGAGACAAGCAUAUGGAUUGUUGAACUUACACAGGUGCAUGCAGCAACUCGAGGGGGUCACCACAGGGGCAAAGUAAUUUCUUCUAAUGUUGUUCCAGAUGUUCAGCCACCAAUGGAUGCUGUGGAGUAUGCUGAAUGUGAAGCUAUUGUGAAGGACUUCCCUCCAUUUCGAGAAGCAAUGAAGAGAAGAGGGAUUGAAGACAUGGAUCUUGUCAUGGUGGAUGCCUGGUGUGUUGGAUAUCAUAGUGAAUUUGAUGCUCCUAGCCGCAGGCUUGCCAAACCAUUAAUCUUUUGUAGAACCGAGAGUGACUGCCCCAUGGAAAAUGGCUAUGCCCGCCCAGUUGAAGGAAUUUACAUUCUUGUUGACAUGCAAAAUAUGGUAGUUCUUGAGUUUGAAGACUGCAAACUAGUGCCCCUUCCACCCGCUGACCCCUUAAGAAAUUAUACUUCUGGUGAAACCCGGGGUGGAGUUGAUAGAAGUGAUGUUAAACCAUUACAGAUUCUUCAGCCUGAAGGUCCAAGUUUUCGUGUCAAUGGCUACUUUAUUCAAUGGCAGAAGUGGAACUUUCGGAUUGGUUUCACUCCUAGGGAGGGUUUGGUCAUUUAUUCAGUAGCCUAUAUUGAUGGAAGUCGAGGGCGAAGGCCAGUAGCACACCGGUUGAGUUUUGUUGAGAUGGUGGUUCCUUAUGGAGAUCCAAAUGAUCCUCACUAUAGGAAGAAUGCUUUUGAUGCAGGAGAAGACGGCCUGGGUAAAAAUGCCCAUUCUCUCAAGAAGGGUUGUGAUUGUUUGGGAUAUAUCAAGUACUUUGAUGCACACUUCACAAACUUUAAUGGAGGUGUUGAAACAAUAGAGAAUUGUGUUUGCUUGCAUGAAGAGGAUCAUGGUAUUUUGUGGAAGCAUCAAGACUGGAGAACAGGUUUGGCUGAAGUACGAAGAUCUAGAAGGCUGACAGUGUCUUUUAUAUGCACUGUGGCUAACUAUGAGUAUGGCUUUUUCUGGCACUUUUAUCAGGAUGGAAAGAUAGAAGCUGAGGUCAAACUCACAGGAAUUCUCAGCUUAGGAGCACUGCAACCAGGUGAAACUCGAAAAUAUGGCACAACCAUUGCCCCUGGAUUGUAUGCGCCUGUCCAUCAGCACUUUUUUGUUGCUCGUAUGGACAUGGCAGUUGAUUGCAAGCCUGGUGAAGCUUUCAAUCAGGUUGUUGAGGUUGAUGUCAAAGUUGAAGAGCCAGGAAAGGAUAAUGUUCACAACAACGCGUUUUAUGCCGAGGAAAGAGUGCUUAAAUCCGAAUUGGAAGCAAUGCGUGAUUGUAAUCCUUUAUCUGCUCGUCAUUGGGUUGUUAGGAACACUAGGACAGUGAACCGCACUGGACAGCUAACAGGUUAUAAAUUAGUACCUGGUUCAAAUUGUUUACCCUUGGCUCGUCCAGAGGCCAAGUUUCUGAGAAGAGCGGCUUUCUUGAAGCACAAUCUUUGGGUCACUCCUUAUGCACAUAAUGAAAUGCAUCCCGGAGGAGAGUUCCCUAAUCAAAAUCCACGUGUCGAAGAGGGUUUGGUUACUUGGGUUCAGCAAAAUAGGUCAUUGGAGGAAGCUGAUAUAGUUCUUUGGUACGUAUUUGGAGUGACUCACAUUCCUCGUCUAGAAGACUGGCCUGUUAUGCCAGUGGAACGCGUUGGUUUUAUGCUUAUGCCACAUGGAUUUUUCAAUUGUUCCCCUGCAGUGGAUGUUCCUCCAACUACAAGUGAUUUGGAUGAUAAGGAAAUUGGGAUGCCUGCAAAGCCUAGCCAGAAUGGGGUCAUUGCAAAGUUAUGAAAUGAACAAAUCAUAGACAUUUGCACUGUUUAUAAAACCAAUGGUUGCGCAAACUUAAUUAAACUCUGCUGCUUGGUAAUUAAAUUUAAUAUACAAGUGAACUUUCUUGUGCCCCAUAUGAAUAUUUAAUCAAAGCUAUACAGGAUGAUGCAUGUAUUAUAAUUGGAAAAAUGCAAGAUUCUUUGGGUCUUACUCCGAAUUUGUAAUCCGAUAUUCCUAUCUUCACAAAGUGGGAAUGGUAUCUUGAGUGUUGGAUUGUAGUCAUACCUGCUAUAAAUUCAUUGUAUCUUGGAACAUUGAGUGAUUUAUGUAUCAAAUAUUUUAAUGUGAUAGAUA